CAGAUCCACACAGGUCUCCAGCACUCUAUCAUCCGUCCCCGACAGCCCAACUGCUUGCCUCUGAACCAGGUCACUCUCCCACAGAAGCUUCAGGAAGCCGGCUAUGCUACCCACAUGGUUGGCAAAUGGCACUUAGGCUUUUAUCGUAAAGAAUGCCUGCCAACCCGCAGGGGCUUUGAUACCUUCCUGGGCUCACUGACAGGAAACGUGGAUUACUAUACAUAUGACAACUGUGAUGGGCCAGGAGUAUGUGGGUAUGACCUUCAUGAUGGGGAAAAUGUAGCCUGGGAACAAAGCGGCAAGUAUUCCACCUUCCUGUAUGCCCAGCGAGUCAGAAAAAUUCUGGCCACCCACAACCCCAAGGAGCCUCUCUUUAUCUACAUAGCAUUCCAGGCGGUGCACACCCCUUUGCAGUCCCCAAAGGAAUACAUCUACCGCUAUCGCUCCAUGGGCAACGUGGCCCGACGCAAAUAUGCUGCCAUGGUCACGUGCAUGGAUGAAGCUGUGAAGAACAUCACCUGGGCCCUAAAGAAAUACGGAUACUAUGACAACAGUAUUAUUGUUUUCUCUACAGACAAUGGGGGGCAGACGUUCUCUGGGGGAAGCAACUGGCCUUUGCGAGGCCGCAAAGGGACAUACUGGGAAGGAGGAGUGCGUGGCAUCGGGUUUGUCCACAGUCCACUGAUUAAACGCAAGCGAAGAACCAGCAGGGCACUCAUCCACAUAACUGACUGGUACCCAACUCUAGUGACUUUGGCUGGGGGCAACGUGUCUGAAGCAGAUGGCUUGGAUGGCUACAAUGUGUGGCCAGCUAUCAGCGAGGGCAAAGAGUCACCACGGACUGAAAUCCUGCACAACAUUGAUCCUCUUUAUAAUCAUGCCAAAUAUGGCUCUUUAGAGAACGGCUUUGGCAUCUGGAACACAGCAGUACAGGCCUCUUUACGGGUAGGAGACUGGAAACUUCUUACUGGAGAUCCUGGCUACAGUGACUGGAUCCCACCACAGACUCUCACCAACUUCCCAGGGAGUUGGUGGAACUUAGAGCGCCUGACGGAUGGGAUGCGGCAGUCCGUCUGGCUCUUCAACAUCACGGCUGAUCCGUAUGAGCGCUAUGACCUGUCAGAUCAGCGUCCUGAUGUGGUCAGAGCUCUGCUUAUUAGGCUGGUCAAUUACAAUGAGACUGCCAUCCCAGUCAGAUAUCCUGCGGAAAACCCACGAGCUCACCCCGACUUCAAUGGUGGCGCCUGGGGGCCUUGGGCCACAGAAGAGGAAGAAGGGUGGGAAGGAGUGCAUGGAAAGCUGAAAAACAAAAAGCGGAAAAAGAAAUGCAAGAUCUGCAAGCUACGCUCCUUCUUCCGAAAGCUGAACACCAGACUGAUGUCAAACCGCAUCUGAGAUGGAGUAGGCUAGGUUCUUGCCCAAAGGCAGUUCUUGGAAGAGGGUUGUUCCAAAAGAUGGGAAUAAGAAGGAAGGAUCAGUAGAGCAUUCUCCUUUCUGCUCAGGGUGGAGUGAAGUGAGGAGGACUAUCACUCUCACACACACACACACACACACACACACACACACACACAUUUUUAGGUAGGGAUAACCAAGUCUGCCUAGCCAUCCUACUUCAUCUCUCCCCUAAUUUCAGCACCAACGUUGGUGCUGAUUCUUCAGUAUGGGCAGACUUUGCAACCUCUAUUUGACAUAGUCCCUUCCUUUCAAAUGUUACGACACGAGAUGGUACUUAAUGCACAAAUGUUCAUUCUAAAAUGCUGCAGCAAAGAUACCUAAAUUAUGCCAUUUAGGAACUAGUGGGAAGGAUAUAAGUUCUCAUUCUUUAACCAAAGAUGGAAUCAGUUGUUCUCUACCCAUGAAAGGUAUCUAUUAAGGAAGAAUUUGCUCUGUAUUUGCUACCAACUCAUGGAAUGCUGACCAUAAAUAAUCUUAUAUAAUGUUUUUGCUCUGAGAAAGCAACUGUGGAUUCUUCUCUCCCUGGAGAUUGUACUGUAAUUGCCUCCUUUAGUGUCUGUGGGUGGGGAUACAGAAGACCUGGGACAAUUAUUUUUAUCAGAAUUAAAAUGCAGAUCUGGUGUGGUGCAAUUUUCCCCCUUAAAUAUGUAUGAAGCCAAACAUCUUGUAAAUGUGGGCAGAGACAUCAGUAAAGGCUGUGUGAGUGUUGCUUGAGCUAAGAGUAUAGUCUUAUGUAUGCAGAAAGAGCUGAUAACAGCUGAAUUUGUACAUUGAUUGACAGAUCUGUUUACCUCCACUGAGCAACUGCUCUUGUGUAGUUCUUUUACUAUGCAGAUUUUCUUUUUUGCAGUUUUGAGUGUACUGCAGAUGAUCUCUUGUUCAUCUACAUAUCUAUUCAAGACACAGAAGAAUAAUUGCAAGUUGCUUCCAUACGUCAAUUUGUAUGUAGAACUAACUAUGCAAAUAAUGCAUUCUUAUGAUUAGGUCACAAAUAGUUAAACAAAGCCCUACUGUUUGGGGAGCAGAUGCUUGAAUUUCUUCACAAUGAUAGAAUUAAUUGCUACAAAUGUGAAGAUUACUAGCUGAGUUUAUUUUUUUAAGAAAAAGAAAACAGUUCAUUUAUCUAUUAAUGUGAGUUAAUCAUGGUGACUGACUGAUUGAUUGAUUGGCUAUGUGGUAUC
This is a messenger RNA of Python bivittatus (Burmese python), 2636 nucleotides long. The record is from RefSeq and is a predicted model, not a curated record. Lineage: Eukaryota; Metazoa; Chordata; Lepidosauria; Squamata; Pythonidae.